Molecule: messenger RNA, 3049 nt
Organism: Opisthocomus hoazin
Lineage: Eukaryota; Metazoa; Chordata; Aves; Opisthocomiformes; Opisthocomidae
Source: RefSeq, a predicted model, not a curated record
AGGGUGAACUGAAGAAGUGAAGCCUCCCAGCUGAACUACUAUGAGGUCAGAAGCCUUGCUGCUAUAUUUCACACUGCUACACUUCGCUGGGGCUGGUUUCCCAGAAGAUUCUGAGCCGAUCAGUAUUUCGCAUGGCAACUAUACAAGACAGUAUCCAGUGUUCGUGGGUCACAAACCAGGGCGGAACACCACGCAGAGGCACCGGCUGGACAUCCAGCUAGUCAUGGUCAUGAACAGGACCCUCUAUGUUGCUGCUAGGGACCAUAUUUAUACUGUUGAUAUGGACACAUCACAUACAGAAGAAAUUUAUUUUAGCAAAAAAUUGACAUGGAAAUCUAGACAAGCUGAUGUAGACACAUGCAGAAUGAAGGGAAAACAUAAGGAUGAAUGUCAUAAUUUUAUUAAGGUUCUCCUAAAAAGAAAUGAGGAUACAUUGUUUAUCUGUGGAACAAAUGCGUUCAACCCUUCUUGCAGGAACUACAAGAUGGAUACCCUGGAGUUCCUGGGAGACGAAUUCAGUGGAAUGGCCAGGUGCCCCUAUGACGCAAAGCAUGCCAACGUUGCAUUGUUCGCAGAGGGAAAGCUGUAUUCUGCCACAGUGACCGACUUCCUUGCAAUAGAUGCAGUUAUAUACCGGAGCCUUGGAGACAGCCCAACUCUGCGGACAGUUAAACAUGACUCGAAGUGGUUGAAAGAGCCAUACUUUGUCCAAGCAGUGGACUAUGGCAAUUACAUUUACUUCUUCUUCCGGGAAAUAGCAGUGGAGUACAACAGCAUGGGAAAGGUAGUUUUCCCAAGGGUGGCUCAGGUUUGCAAAAAUGACAUGGGAGGAUCUCAGAGAGUGCUGGAAAAACAGUGGACUUCCUUUCUCAAGGCUCGUUUGAACUGCUCAGUUCCUGGCGAUUCACACUUCUACUUUAACAUACUACAGGCAGUUACAGAUGUUAUCCAUUUCAAUGGCCGGGAUGUUGUUUUAGCAACCUUCUCCACUCCGUAUAACAGCAUCCCUGGCUCUGCAGUCUGUGCCUAUGACAUGCUUGACAUUGCCAAUGUAUUUACUGGGAGAUUCAAAGAACAAAAGUCUCCAGAUUCCACAUGGACACCAGUUCCUGAUGAACGAGUGCCCAAGCCCAGGCCCGGUUGCUGUGCUGGCUCUACAUCAUUAGAAAAAUAUGUAACCUCUAACGAGUUCCCGGAUGAUACCCUGAACUUCAUCAAAACACAUCCACUGAUGGACGAGGCUGUACCUUCCAUUGUCAAUCGACCCUGGUUCCUGAGAACAAUGGUCAGAUACCGCCUGACCAAAAUUGCCGUGGACUCUGCUGCUGGGCCGUAUCAGAACUACACCGUGGUUUUCUUGGGAUCAGAGAAGGGAAUCAUCCUGAAGUUCUUGGCACGGACAGGAAACAGUGGUUUCCUAAAUGAUAGCCUUUUCCUGGAGGAGAUGAACAUUUACAAUCCUGAAAAGUGCAGCUAUGACGGUGUUGAGGAGAAGCGGAUAGUGGGCAUGCAGCUUGACAAGCCCAGCAGCGCCCUGUACGUUGCCUUCUCCACCUGUGUCAUCAAGGUUCCCCUGGGACGUUGCGAGCGUCACGGCAAAUGCAAAAAGGCCUGCAUAGCAUCCAGAGACCCCUACUGCGGAUGGGUGAAGGAGAGCGGGGCGUGCAUGCAGCUGGUGCUUAGCUCCAGACUGACAUUUGAACAGGACAUAGAACAUGGCAAUACAGAUGGCCUGGGUGACUGCCAAAAUUCCUUCGUAGCCCUGAAUGUCCCAAGCACCACCACUUCUGACUCUCGCGCUCGACAGGGUUAUGAUGCUAGGGGACGCAUGCUGGAUUGGAAGGAUCCGCUUGGUUCAUCUGAAAAUACAGAUCCAUAUGUGGCAGUUUCAUCCCAUAAUCAUCAAGACAAGAAGGGAGUGAUUCGUGAGAGCUACUUGAAGGGUCAUGAUCAACUGGUGCCAGUCACCCUGUUGGCCAUUGCUGUUAUUCUGGCUUUCGUCAUGGGGGCCGUCUUUUCGGGAAUCAUAGUGUACUGCAUCUGUGACCAUCGCCGCAGAGACGUGGCUGUUGUGCAGAGGAAGGAGAAAGAGCUGACCCACUCCCGCCGCGGCUCCAUGAACAGUGUUACCAAGCUCAGUGGCCUCUUUGGGGAUGCUCAGUCCAAGGAGCCAAAGCCUGAAGCUAUCCUCACACCUCUGAUGCACAAUGGUAAGCUGGCUACACCAGGCAGCACUGCCAAGAUGCUCAUCAAAGCUGACCAGCACCAUCUGGACCUGGCUGCCCUGCCAACCCCAGAGUCCACUCCAACACUGCAGCAGAAGAGAAAGCCCAGCCGUGGCAGCAGGGAAUGGGAGAGAAACCAGAACCUCAUCAAUGCCUGCACAAAAGAUAUCCCCCCGAUGGCCUCACCCGUGAUCCCAACCGACCUGCCGCUCAGGGCUUCUCCUAGCCACAUUCCCAGUGUUGUGGUCCUGCCCAUAGCCCAGCAAGGCUACCAGCAUGAGUACGUUGACCAGCCGAAAAUGAGCGAUGGGGCCCAGAUGUCUGUGGAGGACCAGAAUGCCACCCUUGAGUACAAAACUAUCAAGGACCAUCUCAGUAGCAAAAGCCCCAGCCACGGGGUUAACCUGGUGGAAAAUCUCGACAGCAUGCCCCCAAAAGUACCCCAGCGGGAAGCUUCCCUCGGGCCCCCGAGCGCCUUGCUGUCGCAGAGUGGCCUGAACAAGCGGCUGGAGAUGCACUCUUCUGCUUACAGCGUGGACUACAAGAGAAGCUACCCUACAAACUCACUCACGAGAAGUCACCAGACAUCAACCCUCAAAAGAAACAACACUAACUCCUCUAACUCGUCCCACCUCUCACCAAAUCCGGGCCCCGCUGCCCAGGCACAGGCUGUGACUGUAUCUCGGCAGCCGAGUCUCACCACCUACAACUCGCUGACGAGGUCGGGGCUGAAACGCACGCCCUCGCUAAAGCCAGACGUACCUCCCAAACCUUCCUUUGCUCCGCUCUCUACGUCCAUGAAGCCCAACGACGCAUGUACAUAA